AUGAGACACUCACUGGGAAGUCCAAUAAAUAUAACCACAGGGUUCAGGGAAAUGACAUUUGUUAGACCAUGCACCACAGCUUCCAGCAAUUUUUCUCUCGAAGAAUUUCUUUCUACACCUGUUGAUGUAAAUCAUGUAAACGAACCAAAGAAAUUUAAUAAAAAAUCAUCAAAAAGUCGGCAUGUUAAAAUGCUUGAAAUACAACCGCGACCACAGUCAUCAUAUUGUGCAACUAUUGGUACGACAUUGAUGAUGCACCAAGCAAAAGCUUACGAUGUAAUACAUCAGCAAGAGACUGCCAAAAAGCGCAGGAAUAUGGAGAAACACUGGAAAGAAGAAGAGAAUUUUAGAAAUUGGAAGUCGCAAAAAAUGCAAAAUCGCUUAUAUGGAACUAGAAAACAAUAUGGAAACUGGAAUAAAGACAAUGGACUUAUAGAAAAAAUUGCAUUAGAACGAUACGAAUAUUAUAAGCAACAUCCUGGAAACCAACUAUUUAAUUCUUUCCCAAAUAAUAGUCCUCUUGAAGCUUCAAGGAGACUUGAUGGAUCAAUAAUUUCUAAGGUUUAA
Trichomonas vaginalis G3 is the source of this 567-nucleotide messenger RNA. RefSeq lists its product as uncharacterized. Bases 1 to 567 code for a protein of 188 amino acids. The record is from RefSeq and is a predicted model, not a curated record. NCBI's taxonomy places the organism in Eukaryota, Parabasalia, Trichomonadida, Trichomonadidae. The transcript has a single exon.